This is a messenger RNA of Paraglomus brasilianum, 149 nucleotides long. NCBI's taxonomy places the organism in Eukaryota, Fungi, Glomeromycota, Glomeromycetes, Paraglomerales, Paraglomeraceae. The record is from the annotation of a GenBank genome assembly.
CGGCUGAAACACAAGCCGAGGAAACAGGCGCAAUGGUAAUCAUCCAGGAUGAGGCGUACACCUUCAAGACUUGCGGCUAUUGUGGGAACAUACGCGGAAGAAGAGUUUAUAAAUGCGGAAUUGUCAUACGGUUAUGGACAGGGACGUAA